This is a messenger RNA of Clonostachys solani, 1668 nucleotides long. The record is from the annotation of a GenBank genome assembly. NCBI's taxonomy places the organism in Eukaryota, Fungi, Ascomycota, Sordariomycetes, Hypocreales, Bionectriaceae.
AUGCCUUCCUCCACAACCGCCAAUGAACCCUCUCCGGGAGAAAAGGACAUCCAUUCAACGGCUACUGAGCCCCAGGAUAAUCCAAAUGAAUACGAAGAUGCUGAAAAGAACUACCAGCCAAAAACUCUGAAAUUCUGGACGAUCCUAAUUGGCAUGUAUCUGUCGAUGUUCCUCGUCGCAUUAGACCGAAUGAUCAUCGCAACUGCCGUCCCCAAGAUCACAGACGAGUUCAAAUCAAUCAACGAUAUUGGCUGGUACGGAAGCGCGUACAUGCUGACGGCCGCCGUUUUCUUCCCCAUCAGCGGCCGCAUCUACCAGAUCUACUCUACGAAAUGGGUUUACGUCUGUUCCAUCAUUAUUUUCGAGGUCGGCUCAGCUAUCUGCGGAGCUGCGCCGAAUUCGAUCGCCUUCAUCCUCGGGCGCGCUAUCGCUGGAUCCGGAUCCUCGGGUAUAUUUACGGGAGGGAUCAUGAUCAUGAUACCGAUGGUACCGCUUCGCAAACGACCUACGUUCGCUGCUUUCUUUGGCAUGGCCUUUGGUCUCGCCUCGGUUCUUGGUCCCGUUAUUGGCGGACUUUUUACAGACAAAGUAACAUGGCGAUGGUGCUUCUAUCUAAACCUCCCCGUUGGAGGUUUCACCCUUAUUGUGGUUCUGUUGCUUUUCAAUUUCGAUCAAAUGAAACAGAAGAGCUUCCCUACCGUCAUGGAAAAGAUCAAAGCCCUGGAUCCUUUGGGGGUAUUCUUCCUUGCUCCGUCCAUGGUGUGUCUCGUCCUCGCCUUGCAAUGGGGCGGCACAACGUAUGCCUGGUCAGAGCCUAGGAUGAUUGGCCUUCUCGUCACAUUUGCCGUUUUAUUCGUCGUCUUCGCGGUCGUGGAGGCGCUGGCACCAACCACGGCAAUGGUCCCUGCUCGUGUCAUUUUGAACCGUUCCAUCGCCGGGGGUAUGCUGUUCAUGUUUCUACUUUCGGGAGCAAUGAUGAGCGCUGUGUACUACCUUGCCCUCUGGUUCCAAACGACGAAAGGUGAUUCGGCAAUGGAUGCCGGAAUCAAGACCAUCCCUCUGGUCCUCUCGAUGGUCGUCUUCACGAUUUUGUCCGCCAAGCUUACUGAAAGUAUCGGGUACUACGUCCCGGCCAUGAUCAUAUGCCCCAUUCUAUGUAGUGUGGGCGGCGGAAUGUUAUCUACACUGGAUGAAAACUCUGGGCAUAGCAAAUGGAUCGGAUACCAAGUCCUCUAUGGGUUCGGGAUGGGAUGUGGUUUCCAGGGCCCCAACCUAGCAGCGCAGACUGUCUUGCCACGAGUCGACGUCCCUAUCGGCAUUGCUUUGCUGUUUUUCAUGCAGCAAUUAGGCGGUGCCAUUUUCGUCUCCGUGAGCCAAAACAUAUUCGCCAAUGAGCUCUUGAAGAGGCUUUCUGGGGUCGCUGGUCUUGACACUGAAGCUGUUUUGCACCAAGGUGCCACUGAGCUCCGCAAGAUCGUUCCACCAAGCGAACUCGACAUUGUGAUCAAGGCAUAUAACGCCUCAAUCACCCGCGUCUUUAUCAUGGUCGCGGCACUCAGCGCAAGCAUCAUCAUUGGAUCCCUGGUGAUGGAGUGGAAGAGUAUCAAGGGUCGAGAUGGAGGCGACAAGGGACUCUCGAAGGAUGCGGAGGGAGACCAGAAGAACUAG